CUCUCCGGAAACUUUUGGAUUCAAGGAUUCAAGGCCGCUUUGGACUUUGCUACUCAAUCAUUUUGUCAUCCAGGAUUCUUUUCCCCGCUUCUCUUCGCAGCACAGCAUAAUUAUAAGGAGAAAAUCAUGCAGAUUCCAUCCGCGCAUCGCUUCUUGGCUGUGUAUCUCACGCUGUUUGGAUACCUUGGGGACGUUUACGCGGGGACAGUCGUGCUGAACUCCAACGCCAUCAAAAACUUGCCCGGAGCUGCGGGAAGUAAAGGAGCCGACACUGUCAGUCCGAGUCCGCGCACCUCUCCGUCCAGCAGCUUGGCACACAAACCCCCCGUGGACACCUUGCAGCAAUCCGGUGUUUGCACGGAUGAUGAAGACUGCGGAGGUGAUGAAUUCUGCAAUGACGCCCGAGGCGUCUGUCUGCCGUGCCGUAAGAGCCGGAAGCGUUGCGCACGGGACUCAAUGUGUUGUGCAGGAAACCGCUGCAGCAAUGGUGUUUGCCAGGCAAAUGACAUAGCUGGUACAGAUGCAUCCAUCAUCACAAGCUGGCACAAAAACAACAACACAAUGGAGCAUCAUGCCAAAAGGCCUCCUACAGCCCACAGCAAUCAGCCUCAUGCUGUGAAAGGUCAGGAGGGUGAGACAUGUCUGAGGUCUGCAGACUGCUCUGAAGGUCUGUGCUGCGCCCGACACUUCUGGUCUCGCAUCUGUAAGCCCGUGCUGACGGAGGGCCAGGUGUGCACGCGCCACCGCAGGAAAGGCAACCACGGUUUGGAGCUGUUCCAGCGCUGCGACUGCGGCGACGGCAUGACCUGCCGACAGGAGAAAGGGGAGCGAGACCACAGUGUCAGCAGGACUGCAGCCCGGAACCUACACACCUGUCAGAGACGCUGACACAAACGCAUGGACACACAGAGACAGAAAUAUACACUCUCGAGAGAGAGAGACACACACACACCCAGCAAAACCCAUAAAUCAGUCAUAGACACUGACAAACACUUUUUCUGCCUUGCAUACACCCGAGAUGCUGACACACACACACACACAGACACCAAACACCUAAGACAUUCUUUCCUGCCAAAGUUGCUGACAAAAACAGCACCCGGAAGGAUAGACAUGAUUCCUGGAAAAGUGAUACGCCCAGAGGGAUGCAACAGAGCAAGACGGACUGAUCCAAUUCCCCCUCAACAGAUGAGGAGUCGGAAGUGUUAGGCAGUGCCAUUUCAGAAGUCAUGGGAAGAUCGAUUCAUGUCGUUGGUAAUGGCAGAGCUGUUUUGUUUCUCUUUUUAUGAAACUUGAAGCCUCAGUUAUUGCAGUAAAUUACUGUAUUGUAAAUAUUAUCCUAGAGGUGGCACUUA
Messenger RNA from Labrus bergylta (ballan wrasse), 1352 nucleotides. RefSeq names its product dickkopf-related protein 1-like. Gene Ontology annotation, biological process: multicellular organism development; negative regulation of canonical Wnt signaling pathway. The record is from RefSeq and is a predicted model, not a curated record. Gene Ontology annotation, molecular function: co-receptor binding; receptor antagonist activity. Gene Ontology annotation, cellular component: extracellular region. Lineage: Eukaryota; Metazoa; Chordata; Actinopteri; Labriformes; Labridae.